Messenger RNA from Oryza sativa Japonica Group (Japanese rice), 794 nucleotides. RefSeq lists its product as uncharacterized. Lineage: Eukaryota; Viridiplantae; Streptophyta; Magnoliopsida; Poales; Poaceae. The record is from RefSeq and is a predicted model, not a curated record.
AUUCACUAGUCGUGCCAUUCCAAUCACCUCGGCGAGAUCAGUCCAAACUCCAAAGAAAUCAAGAAUUCGCAGAUGAAGGUGCUUGUGGCGGUGGACGACAGCCGUGGCAGCCACCGCGCGCUGUCCUGGGUGCUCGACCACCUCUUCUUCCCCGCCGCCGCCACCGGCGACGGCGGCGAGGAGGAGCAGGUGCCGCGGCCGGCGCCGGAGCUGGUGCUUGUCCAUGCCAUUGAGCCGCUCCACCACGUCAUGUUCCCCGUCGGCCCAGGGUCGGCGGUGUACGGCGCGGCGUCGAUGAUGGAGGCGGUGCGGGCGGCGCAGGCGGAGAACGCGCGGAACCUGCUCGUCAGGGCGAGGCUGAUCUGCGAGCGGCGUGGGGUGGCCGCGGCGACGGUGGCGGUGGAGGGGGAGCCCCGGGAGGCGCUGUGCCGCGCCGCUGAGGACGCCGGCGCCGGCCUGCUCGUCGUCGGCAGCCGCGGCCUCGGCGCCCUCAAGAGGGCGUUCCUGGGCAGCGUCAGCGACUACUGCGCGCACCGCGCGAGCUGCCCGAUCAUGGUCGUCAAGCCGCCUCCCGACGCCGGCGACGAAGACGACGGCGGCCACUGCACGAGCAACUGAACUGAUGAUGGAUCGCCAUUACAUCCGGAAGACCAGCUUUCGAGGGGGAAAGAGAAUCAAGAGAGAGACACUUGUUUUACCAUUGUUGUUCCUGCUCAGUGCUGAAUUUGUCCUUCCAAAGUUCCUACCCUGAAGCGCCGUCAAUAAACAUUUUUACUGUGUGCUGCCCUGCGUCU